GCCUGACAAGCAUGACCGGAACUUGCAGCUCAAAGUCCCUAGUGCUCGUGCUGCUGGUGAUUCUCACCUCCACUUCAUCGUCCACCUCACCGUCCACCACAUCAUCACCAACUUCUUCUACCUCGUCGCCAUCAACUCACCCGCCGCCCGUGUCACCGGAAGUGGUCACCGCCCGCGAGAGCCGUCCGGACAACGGGUCACCUCCCGGUAUGCAAGCCACGCCCACCAGCCACAGCCUCCAAGCCCGGCCCCCCGCGGACGCCGCUGGCCGGCGGAGCAGCCUCUUGGCGAACGUCUCGGAGAGCGAUCGGAAAAAGUUGAACGCUUUGGAGCUGAUGUUUUUGAACAACGUGGGCCUCAAGGCCAGGCCCAAGGUCAACCCGGGACUUCCGGUGUCGGACUAUAUGCUGGAUCUGUAUAAGACUCACAGCGACGGGGUCGCGAACAAUUACCUCAGUGUCAAGGGCAACGGCCUCGUUUCCGCCAACACAGUCAGGAGUUUUGAACACACGGACUCGGAGAGUCGGUCCUGCUUACCUCCCUUGUGCUCCAGGAUCCAUUUUGACGUGGCCUCCAUUUCCGAGGACGAAACAAUCGCCGGCGCCGAGCUGCGCAUCUUCGCCCACACAACGGAUCUGUUCGCCAGCGAGUCAGCACCAGCGGUGGACGGUGCGCUCGCCCCGACCAACGGGAAAUCCCUGUCCACGCAUAGACUUCAGGUGCACGAGAUCAUGCAGCCGGAGACGCCGGAACACGACGGCAUCACCCGGCUCAUCGACACCCGGCCGGUGAACCUCCGCAACGCGAGCUGGGUCAGCUUUGACAUUCAGCCGGCGGUGCUGCGGUGGAGGCGGGGCGUGAACCACGGGUUAGAGGUCAGGGUCGUGUCCAGGGACCCGGUCGUGUCCACAGACAAUCACAUCCGGCUCCGCCGGGCCGUCCAUCUGGCCGACCACCAGUGGGCGCUGGAGCGGCCGCUGCUCGUCGUCUACACGGACGAUAAACUCUCCCCUUCGUCAACGACGACGACGUCCGCGAAGAAAAAAACGACCACGGUCCUGCGCAGGAGCCGGAGCCGACGAAACGCCGAAACCGGCAAGAAGAAAAAAGACCGGAAAAACAAAAAGAACCGGAAAAAGAAACGGCCCAAGAUCAAGGGCAACAAAUCCAUCUGCAAGCGCCACGGGCUGUACGUCGAUUUCGGCGAGGUCGGCUGGAACGAUUGGAUCGUCGCCCCUCACGGCUACCCGGCGUACUACUGCAAAGGGGAGUGCAACGCGCCGCUGCCAGAUUUUUCUAAAGCGUCGAACCACGCCAUGCUGCAGGCCAGGGUGUACAUGAUCGACAAGGGCAAGGUGCCGAUGGUCUGCUGCGUGCCCGUCAAGAUGAAGCCCAUCUCCAUGCUGUACCGGGACGAGAACGGCCGCACGGUGCUGAAGACCUACCAGGACAUGACCGUCGACGAGUGCGGUUGCAAGUGAACGCGGGAAUUACCUCCCCGGAAAUAAGGGAGUCAAGAGUUACCUGUAGUAGAAAAACAUUGACACGAAAAAAUGAAAAAAAUCGGCACAUUGUAAUAAAAUACAAAAAAUACAAUGAUUUUGAAGAAAGAAAAAAAAAGCCCUAAAAUGAGGUUUUUCUUUAAUUUUAGAUUUGCUACUGUCGUUUACGACUUGUGUUCUACGUCAUGACUCUGUGCUGAUUAUCGCCUGCUUCUACAAGCUGUUUACUCUCCAUCGCUAACUGUUGGUUGGGUUCUUAAUCCAUACAAGUCGCUAUCCAUCGCCAGAUGCGAAAAUGGAUCUGUUGUUCGCGUUACUUCCGCUGAAGUUCGCAUACCAAUCGCCGGGCAUAUAUAGCAAUGAGAAAUAUUUAUCCUUCGUUGCAAUGCUUGACCAAUACUUAGCUAGUAGAGUAAUGUAUCGCAACUCUUAGCCUUGAUACGUCACUUUCUUUCUUCGUCCGCGUUACGUCAUACACCCGACGUCAUGGCAACCAAUUCAUCUCUGCCGCUCCUUUUUUUGUGACGUAGUAGUUUUUUUUUUUUUUUGCUUAUCAAGAUGACCACCGAUGUUGUUUGAAUCUACCUCCAGUAAUUAACUAAUUAUGGGACUAACUAAUGAGACAAAGGUCACACAAUUGUCCGGGGCCACACCUGCAAGAUAUGACUGUGGGCCACCCGAGUAAUCUCCUUUUGGCCAUCCUUGCAACUAGGCGCUGUUUCGGUUAUUUGAGCAACCGGACGCCAUUUCGUCCAUACUAGCAACCAGGACGCCAUUUCGUCCAUCCUAGCAACCAGGACGCCAUUUUGGCCAUCAUAGCAACCAGGACGUCAUUUCGUCCAUUCUAGCAACCAGGACGCCAUUUCGUCCAUCCUAGCAACCAGGACUCCAUUUCGUCCAUCCUAGCAACCAGGACGCCAUUUCGUCCAUUCUAGCAACCAGGACGCCAUUUCGGCCAUCCUAGCAACCAGGACGCCAUUUCGUCCAACCUAGUAACCAGGACGCCAUUUUGGCCAUCAUAGCAACCAGGACGUCAUUUCGUCCAUUCUAGCAACCAGGACGCCAUUUCGGCCAUCAUAGCAACCAGGACGCCAUUUCGGCCAUCAUAGCAACCAGGACGCCAUUUCGUCCAUCCUAGCAACCAGGACGCCAUUUUGUCCAUCCUAACAACCAGGACGCCAUUUUGUCCAUCCUAACAACCAGGACGCCAUUUUGGCCAUCAUAGCAACAGUGUUUGGAUCAACAUACAAAACUGCCAUUGGACGAAGUUCGACAGUUCCUGUGUACGUGUUAAAUGGGCUCUUGUUAUGCUGUACAGCCUAAAUACCGAACCGGCUAGCUCUAGCAAUGUUGCCUAUGACUUGCUGUGACUUGUUAUCGUGCAUUUUUAAAAUAAAAGUUUGCCAGGAUUUUAAAACUUAAAACUAGCCAUCAUUUUACGAUUUUGGCCAGUUAAAAUUUGAUUUGGCCACAUUUUACUUGACUUGGCCAGGGAGACUUGCCAAAUUGGAGGAACAGUUUCUCUUGGGAUGUUUGUGUUACUUUUAUGAAUUAUAAUUUAUUUCAAAAUGUCGCUUGUUUUUUUUUAAAGCAAAUUGAUUUUAAAUUGUUUCUUUGAAUAUAGUAUGCUUAGACAUGUUAUUGGAAAUUUUCAUGAGAAAAAAAACCCCAACAAAAUUAAACAUUAGGCUUAAUUAUGCUCAUUUUAUUAAUUUAAAAAAUACUAUACAGGCCCUUUUAUUUAUGUUUACCUCUCCACUUUUAAAGUUAUUUUUGAUAUCCAUAGCUCUUUGCCUAAUAUAGAAAAAAAUUCCUUGCAUCCAUGCUAUUUUUUUAACAAACUGAAGGUUCUCAAUUAGUAAACUUUAGACCCAUUUUUUAAAACAACACCUUUAGUUAAAUGGAGACAUCAACACUGUCUGAAAACAACACUUGGUUUAAUGUGAAUAAUAUAUGCAACAUGUUCCUUAGCAUAUCCCUCAAACAUGUGCCUGUAUGUCUCUUGAACCCAGCUUCCUUCCAUCCAGUUAUCGCCACAACUUUUUUUUUUAAAAACCAGCAUGUGCCUUUUGUUCUCCAAACAUAUUCCCCGACUUGUACCCCAAACAUGUGCCCAGUAUGUUCCUCAGUCUCAGCUACAGCCACCCAGAUGUCACUACAAAACAUGUUAAUUUAACAUGUUCCUCAACUUAUCCCCCAAACUUGUGCCCAGUAUGUUCCUUAAUCUCAGCAACAGCCAUCCACAAAACAUGUUACUUCACUUUAACGUGUUCCUCAACUUAUCCCCCAAACAUGUGCCCAGUAUGUCCCUUAAUAUCACUCCAUUUAACGUAAUCCUUUGUCAUAUUUCCGUAAACCCUCUCUCCAACAACCCCCACCCUCACAAAUUCUCCAAAAUGUGUGUACUUCGAACAUUUUGCCAAUCCAUUUACUUUCGACUUGUCCCUAAAUUUUCCUAAACAUGUUGUUCUAAAUGCCCUCUGAGGUGUGACAUCCAACACAAUACUUCUUCCUCAUUCUAAAUGCCCUUCAACACAUUCAUGUAACACACCCCUUCAACAUAUUUCUAAAAUCGCCCCCCAAAAGAUUCAUCCAAACAUGCCCCUACUAAAUUUUACCUACAUCCAGUCUUCCUGGACUUCCGCGCUAAACUUGUCAUGCAAAGUGCGCCAGUAUAUUUCUGUACCGUGAGCCUCCAAAAUUGUGCCUGCAUCAUAUCCCUCCAAGAUGUUUUCUAAUAUGCCCAACUACUAGACGUACGUCCAAUUCAACCCUUGUAAAUUCCCCCCCCCCCUUCCCCCCGCCCAACGUGUGUACAGGUAUUGCUUACGUUGUCUAUGUACAUCCAGCUAUCUAUACCAAAGAUUUUGUCUUGUUGUGUAUUGUGGAAUAGCAAUGUGUGUUGCGCAGUCGUGUUGUGUACUGUUUAAUUGUGGUGUGUAUUAGUGCUGUCAUAAAAAUGUACCAUUGCGCACUUUUCGUGGCCUUCUGGGCAUUACUUAUGUACUGUGUUAUGUACACAGGUACUAUGUGAUAUGUUGUGUACUUUGUUAUAUGGUGCACAAAAUCACGUCCUCUGCUUUGUAUGUAUGUGUGUGCAUUUUCUGUUUCAUGAGCUUUUUUCUAUGGUGUGUUUAGUUAUGUAUUUGUAUGGUAUUUAUGUACAUUUAAUUUAUUUUAGGGUAUUUGUAAUGUAUUUAUAUAGUAUUCAAAAUGCAUAACGUAUUUGUAAGCUGUUUUCAACAAAAGUACUUUUAUGUUGUUUAUGUUAUUUAUAGGUUUUUCGUUCAUGUAUGCAACGUAUUUCAAUGUUUUUAUGUUAUAUGUGUAUAAUUUAUUUGUAAUGUGUUCCUUUCGCUGUGUAAAACACGGCAUACCUCGUCACUAGACCGUGACCAUCUGCUGUGUUGUAGUUCGACUCGUGUGUUGUGAUGACGUGUCCUGUGUAGUGUUCACGAAACUUCUGAGUUACAGUACACGAACCCUCUGGCGUGUACUCCGUUACAUUCAAAGAAAAACAAAAAACUUUGUUGCCUCAAAAAAAAUAAUAGCUUUGUUCCCUACUGAGUUUUUUUUUUUAUUUUAAAUUUUUGUUUCGUUCGUUCGUUUUGAAAUCUAUUUAUUAAUUUGAGAAACGACUAUGGCUUGUGUAUAUGUUGGGAAAAUUGUGUAGGUGUAAUUGUGAGAGAUUGGGCGUGCGGUGUAAGAACGUGUGAUGAACGAGCAGUUUUAUUUUCAAUGCCAUAUAUCUGAACAUGAACAAAACUACCUGGUCUACUACACCAAGUCAACAAAACCCCGAGAAUCGAGGGCGGAAUCCCCCACCGAGAUUCGAGGGGCGGACACCCCAAUAGUUACAGGGGGCAAGCGGAUCCUGAUAAUCUGUUUUUAUUUUCUCUUGUCAAAUCGUUUUUAGAGUAUAAUUAG
Physella acuta is the source of this 5429-nucleotide messenger RNA. RefSeq names its product bone morphogenetic protein 2. Gene Ontology annotation, molecular function: cytokine activity; growth factor activity. The record is from RefSeq and is a predicted model, not a curated record. Gene Ontology annotation, cellular component: extracellular region. Lineage: Eukaryota; Metazoa; Mollusca; Gastropoda; Physidae.